Molecule: messenger RNA, 773 nt
Organism: Chinchilla lanigera (long-tailed chinchilla)
Lineage: Eukaryota; Metazoa; Chordata; Mammalia; Rodentia; Chinchillidae
Gene: Banf1
Product: barrier to autointegration factor 1
Exons: 3
Coding region: 125-394 (89 amino acids)
Molecular function (GO): DNA binding
Source: RefSeq, a predicted model, not a curated record
GUCUUUAGGCGACCCGGAAGCGGAAGUUGAAGAAAGUUCUAGUGACUUGAGGUCUCGGCGAGAGCACCCGGGAAGCGGGAGGAACCGUUAGCGGAGCUAAAGCUGCUGGUUAAACCUGAUCAAGAUGACAACGUCCCAAAAGCACCGAGACUUCGUGGCAGAGCCCAUGGGGGAAAAGCCAGUGGGGAGCCUGGCAGGGAUUGGUGAAGUCCUGGGCAAGAAGUUGGAGGAAAGAGGCUUUGACAAGGCCUAUGUGGUCCUUGGCCAAUUUCUGGUACUAAAGAAAGAUGAAGACCUCUUCCGGGAGUGGCUGAAGGACACGUGUGGUGCCAACGCCAAGCAGUCCCGGGACUGCUUCGGGUGCCUCCGGGAGUGGUGUGAUGCCUUCUUGUGAUGCUGUCUGGGGAGCCCUCAAUCCCCAGCCCCAGGGUCCGAGUCUCUAGAGUUCACAGCUGAGUGGGGGCACCUCACUCUCGUCUACAAUGGAAAAGAUUGCUGUUGUCAUACUCACCUCUGGUGUAUUCAAGGGUCUUUUGGGAGUUCUCUCCCCCACACCAUUUCAACUUUUUUGGAAAUGUCACUCUUGCAUGCAUCUCCCUUCCUCAUCCUUCCCUUGCCAGUUCCUUGGCGACAAUUGCCAGCUUUCUUGAGUGGAUUCCCAGCCCCUUUCCCUCACUUCCACCUCAUCUCUGGUCUGUAUGAUGCCAUUUGGCUCCCUUUUUUGGACAGAACAGUCACUGUUUUUAGAUCAAUAAAGUCAGCGGCUUUCAUGA